Messenger RNA from Naumovozyma dairenensis CBS 421, 1866 nucleotides. RefSeq names its product GTP-Rho binding exocyst subunit EXO70 (gene EXO70). The record is from RefSeq and is a predicted model, not a curated record. NCBI's taxonomy places the organism in Eukaryota, Fungi, Ascomycota, Saccharomycetes, Saccharomycetales, Saccharomycetaceae. Gene Ontology annotation, cellular component: exocyst. Gene Ontology annotation, biological process: exocytosis. Bases 1 to 1866 code for a protein of 621 amino acids. The transcript has a single exon. Gene Ontology annotation, molecular function: phosphatidylinositol-4,5-bisphosphate binding.
AUGGAAAUGGAUAUUGAUGAGGCAGACGUCUUAGUUCUUUCUCAGGGACUGGAGAAAUCUAGCAGAUUAACGUUCGAAAUAAAUAAAUCCUUGAAGAAAAUAGCCACGACUUCAAACCAAUCAAGUCAACUAUUUACACCUAUACUAUCAAGAAAUAACAUGUUGAUUACAUUACAAAGAAAUAUUGAAAGUGUAUUAAACUCCGUGGCAUCAGUGAAGGAUUUAGCUAAUGAAGCUUCCAAAUAUGAGAUCAUAUUACUUAAGGGGAUUCAAGAAAUUGGCUUAAAACAAUACAUUCAAGUGAUUCAUAAAUUAGAUGAUAUGUUGGAAGAUAUUAGGACAAGUGGUAAUGAAACAAACUCUGAAUUCCAUGGUAUUUUGACACAUUUAUCUGAACUGAUUACGUUAAGUGAGACUGAAUUAAGAUCGUAUUUCGUUUCUAUCUUAAAUUCUAUUAGUCCAUUUGAUCCCCAAAUUUGUAUAAAUAAAAAACAACCGUUCCCUUAUUACGAAGACGAACAAUUGAAUGAAAUGGCAUCCAUUUUAGAUUAUUUCCACAAUAAUUCUGAUGAUUCGAAUAUUCAAGAUGUAUUCAUCGCAGCAAGAAGUGAUUUGAUUUCAAAAUCAAUGGCGUUCUUGGAACCAUUCGCCAAGUAUGCUAUCAACUCGUCAAAUAAGAAUGCUCACUAUGAGAAAAAUAGUAGUGGUAUGAUUAGUUACACAGAAGCAUUGUUAGGAUUCAUUGCUAAUGAAAAAUCAUUGGUGAAUGAUUUAUAUUCACAAUAUACGAAAUACAAACCCAUAGUUAUCAACAGUAUUAUUACUCCGUUGAUUAAUUCGUACUGUAAAAUCUUUAACAGUAAUAUGAAAUCAAUACGGAAUGAUUUAGAUAAUAUGGGACUUUUCAGUUUUGAAUUGGUAGAAAAUAUUCAUAACGUUAUUAAAUCAUUGAAAAUGAAUCAUGAUUUAUACGAAAAUGAAACUUUAAUGGACUGUGCUAAUCAAGUUCAUAAAGUGACACAGUCAUUAUUUAAAGAUGCCAUUGAUAGAAUUGCUACUAAAGUGAAUCAAUUGAAUUCUAUUCCAUCAGAUAAUGGAGUCACUGAACCAACUGUAGACACUAUGUCAAGACUAAGGAAAUUUAGUGAAUAUAAAAAUGGUUGUCUUGGAGCUAUGGAAAAUAUGUCAAGAGAGAAUUGGUUACCAAUGAAUUAUAAAGAAAAGGAAUAUACAUUUAAUGGGAAUUUGAAUUCUAAUGAUCAAUUGGCUUUAAUGUCCUGCUUUGUUAGUGAUUGUAUUGAUACUUUGGUGAUUUGUCUUGAGAGGAAAAUUCAAAAAAUAUUAAUGCCAAAUCAAGAACCUGACGUGGCUAAUCCGAAUAGUCCAAGAAAUAAACAAAAACAAAGAGUUGGAUUUUGUAUAUUAAUGAAUAUGUCUCUGGUGGAACAAAUUAUUGAAAAAUCCGAAUUAAAUUCAAUGUUAGGAAAGGAAGGGCAUAUAAGAAUGGAAAAGCUAAAAAAAAGAUAUAUAAGUUAUUUAGUAUCAGAUUGGAGAGAUUUGACAGCUAAUUUGAUGGAUUCUGUUUUCAUUGAUAGUACAGGUAAAAAAUCAAAGGAUAAAGAGCAAAUUAAAGAGAAAUUUAAAAAAUUUAAUGAAGGAUUUGAAGAAUUGGUUUCUAAAUCUAAACAAUAUAGAUUAUCUGAUCCUGCUUUAAAGAAAGUAUUAAAAUCUGAAAUAAUAUCAUUGGUUAUGCCAAUGUAUGAAAGAUUUUAUAAUAGAUAUAAGGAUUCAUUUAAAAAUCCAAGGAAACAUAUCAAAUACACACCUGAUGAAUUAAUGAACGUAUUGACUCAACUAGUACGGUAA